Polypterus senegalus (gray bichir) is the source of this 2147-nucleotide messenger RNA. RefSeq names its product fibronectin type III and SPRY domain-containing protein 2-like. Bases 398 to 1285 code for a protein of 295 amino acids. The transcript is spliced from 8 exons. The record is from RefSeq and is a predicted model, not a curated record. Gene Ontology annotation, molecular function: protein binding. NCBI's taxonomy places the organism in Eukaryota, Metazoa, Chordata, Cladistia, Polypteriformes, Polypteridae.
GAAGUCUGUAUGACCAUCAACAUCAAGUGACUCCGUCGUUUCCGAGUCCUUGGGCGAGGAUAAAAUCAAAUAAUCUAAUCAAUCUAAAAUAUUAAAAAACAGAGGAGCUGAAGAUCUUCAGAGACGUCUAGAGGAAAGAGAGAGUCUGAAAGUACCUGCUCCACUUUGCUGCUAUUGUUUCCAUCUCCUCUCUGAUGUCUAAUCUGUCUUUUCCUGGAAUGUAAUAUCACUCUCUUCUGCUUGCUCAUCUAACUGCCAUAACUUUCCAGUAGGUUCAGAUGAUGUAGUUUGGAGGAAAGUUUCAGUGGCUGGAUGGCAAUGCUAAUGGAAUAUGAGAUAUUAAAGCAAUGGAUGGAGGCUGCUGGAUGGAUUAAGCAGGUUAAUUUGUAAAAGGACUAUGAUAGUUGACCAGAAACCCUUGCAAGAGGCCAUGGCAGCACAGGAGCAGCCAUCCAACUUUGGGAAGGAAACCACACAAACAGAGGCACACACAUCUUCAUCCCCAUCAGCAAGGUUGACAAAUGGUCCCAGAAACACAUUUCAGAGAGGAGACUCCGAACUGUCAGAGGAGGAGAUGGAAAAAUCACUGCAAGGACUGUCAUUCAGGCUCGAUCUUAGCACUGUACCUCCAUCACUGCAGAUUUCACCAUCAGGCCUGACAUUGACACACAUUGACAACACUGAGCCAACAAGUACUUCUAGAAGACAUCAGAAGAGCACAGAGCUGAAGGCCAGUGGCAGUGCAGAACUGUCUUCUUGUACACUGUGGGUUCUGGCAGACAUCAGCAUUGCAAAGGGCCUUUGCUACUGGGAGGUGGAUGUCUACAAUAGUGUCUCCUAUCGAAUUGGAGUGUGCACAAAGGAUAGGCAGCAUUCCUGGUGGCUGCAACGAGAAGGAAUCCACUUUGUGGCACUCUACGAUGGAGACAAGGAGGAGAUCAAGUCAAUUCCUCCUUGCAUGAAGACCCUAGGAGUCUGUCUGAACCAUACAGGGGGCACCCUUAGCUUCCAUAACACACUGGAGCAAGAGCACCUUGUCACCCUGCCGACAAACUUUGGAGCAGCAGUUACUCCAGCUAUUGCACUGUGCCAUGGCAAGCUGAUAAUCCAUUGUGGAAUUCCAGUGCCUGAUUAUAUUUUUACUGAUUGCCAAUCUCCCUACAGAGAAGUCCAAGGUGCUGGCAAACGUUGGAGAAAAGAUGUCCCCUUUCAACCAGUCAUCUCCCUUAUCCAGAGGUUUGAAGAGCUUGCCACCAUUGAUUCAGAUUGUGCUUUUGGCUCCUAACAUUCAGUACAGUAAACCCCAAAUCUAGAACAAUAAUAAGUUAAGGAAGUUAAGUUCCAGAACAAGUGCUAGAUAAGAUCCUUGAUUAUGUGUAACAGAUGAUGCAAUGACAGUUUCUACAGACUUUUAUUUGUGUUGUUCUUCCUGAAGGACAGAAGUCACUGCCAGGGUGGCAGGGUAGUUAGUACAGCUGCCUCCUGGCUACAGAUUCCAAAUGCUGGCCCAGUUAUAGUUUAUAGUCUGUACAUUCUCCAUUUGUUCGUGUGUGCGUGUUCUUUUUCCUCUGAGUAUUCCUGUUCAUCCCGCUUGUCCCAACGGCACAUGUGUUAAGUUAACUUGCAACUGUAGCCCAAACUGGUAUGAGUGAUUGUGAAUGUGUACUUGAGUGUGUCCUGCGCUGGUUUCUGUCUUACUGCUAAUGCUGCUGGAAUAGGAGCAACUCUGAAUGUGAAUGACAGCCUUAAGCAAUGGAUGGGAGGAACUGUCAUUACAAAACCAUCAGAAUGCUUGAACUCUACACAUACAUAGCAAAUGACUGAGGGAUUCAAACUCAGAACGUUGUGUCUGUGAGAUAGAGGAAGAAAAAUGAUGAAUAUAAUUGUAGAGAGUCAUCAAGAGUGGCAAAAUCAACUUUCCGGGUCAUAGGAACAAAAGUUUAAAACAAACCUGCAAAAUUUCAUAAAAGUAUGGUGGGAAAGUGGAUCUAAUUCAGCCAUGAGGCAUGGACACUUGAGCCAAUUUUGUUUUUGCAACCCAAAUACAAUUCUAUUGAGAUGGAGAGUGUCACAGCAGAUCGAUGAAACUUUUUAUUUGAAUCUUUUAUUUAUAUUUUAUUCAUUCAGUGUAUUUCAUUUUACAUACA